Molecule: messenger RNA, 2073 nt
Organism: Notodromas monacha
Lineage: Eukaryota; Metazoa; Arthropoda; Ostracoda; Podocopida; Cyprididae
Source: the annotation of a GenBank genome assembly
UGUUUCACAGCGUCUUUGGUAGUUAUUGAAACUCGCGACCGGCUGUAACGUGAAAACGAAAUGGCAGGCGUGCUAUUCCGAUGCUUCUUCUUGUGCAUAUUCGUAUCAGUGAUCGCCUCAUCAUUGGCGUACCAAAAAGACAGGGUUCGACUGUCCGAAGUUCAAGUGUUCACUGCUCAGCGAGGUCAUUUCACGAAUGCUCGCCGAGUCACUCCCAUACCCCAAAUGAACUGCGUUGGUGGUUCUGCGGGUUGCUCGUUGGCACCGAAUACGAUGCAAUGCUACAACCGCGGUUGGGAUGGUCGUUCCAUGCAAUGGGAAUGCAAGGCUGACUUGGAUGAAAGUGUGAAGUUCGGCUCUUUGAAUGUGCUCUGCGAAGGAUAUGAUCAUCCUGGAGACGAUUACGUCCUUUCUGGAUCCUGUGGGGUGGAAUUCACUUUGGAACCCACUGGGAAGAGCAGGGGCGAUUAUAGUUCACGAUCCUACGAUUCUGGCUUCGAANUAUACAGUAUCAAGUUGUAUCCAGUAGCGCUGUACGAGUAUGCUACUGUUGUUACGGGCAUGCUGCACGAGACCCUACGUGGAAGUAUCAGUGACUCGUAUCGUCGCAUCAUUCUGUGGUACAAGUGCCCGAAAGUUUUACCUACAUAUUGCGUCAUUCAUUUGAGCUUCGAAUCAUGGAUGGAGUCUCGUCCGUCGUUGCGUUAUUACACUUACUUGGGACCGGUGUGGCAGGCAGGAUCUUUCCGCUACAUGGCUUCGGUACAAGUUGACACUAUUUGGCAGUUGCUUCAAAACGUCACUAACUCGGGUAGUUCUGUGCAACUGAUGAAGUUUUUAUUAAUUUUUGUAGCGUACCAAAAAGACAGGGUUCGACUGUCCGAAGUUCAAGUGUUCACUGCUCAGCGAGGUCAUUUCACGAAUGCUCGCCGAGUCACUCCCAUACCCCAAAUGAACUGCGUUGGUGGUUCUGCGGGUUGCUCGUUGGCACCGAAUACGAUGCAAUGCUACAACCGCGGUUGGGAUGGUCGUUCCAUGCAAUGGGAAUGCAAGGCUGACUUGGAUGAAAGUGUGAAGUUCGGCUCUUUGAAUGUGCUCUGCGAAGGAUAUGAUCAUCCUGGAGACGAUUACGUCCUUUCUGGAUCCUGUGGGGUGGAAUUCACUUUGGAACCCACUGGGAAGAGCAGGGGCGAUUAUAGUUCACGAUCCUACGAUUCUGGCUUCGAAUAUUCGAAAUCCUCGCAUAAAUCCACGUGGAUUGAAAUCAUUCUGUUCUAUGCGGUAAUCGGAAUUCUGAUCUACGCCGUAUACGUCAUUUUUUUCCGUGGCCCGAUUGAUGAGAAUGCAUACAGAUCAGAUUUACGAGGCCCUGUCGUUUUCAAAGUUGAAGCUUUAUCGGACAAUUAUCCAGGAGAAGCGUUGCAAAUGCAGUCGAACAUCGUCAGGUCGAACUUCAAUAGAUCAACGGACAAUUUCGAGUUAGCGAGUUCCACAGGUGGAGAUUAUCCUCCGGGAGAUGACCGGAGAACUGGUCGCGCUCCUCCUCCUGGAUUCAGGCCGGAAUUCGGAUCUAGUGAUUACAAUGCCGGAUUAGGAGGCGCGUCAUGCGGAGGUCCGUCUGGAUCGAGGUCUUUUGCAUCCAAUUUGGGUGGUUUUUGGAGUGGUGCAGCCACUGGUGGCAUGUUGGGCUACAUGUUCGGAUCUCGAAAUCGUGGCUACGAGUCCCCGUUGUCUGGAAGAAGUAACUACGCACCAUCAGCACCACCGACGUAUCGACGAACCAGCAGUUCCCCGGGCAUUUCCGGAAGUGGGUCGACUCGUUCCGCGUCUGGUUUCGGAGGCACAAGCAUAAUCGUGCAUGCUGUCGUAGGGAUGGAAAAACGCAAAAUGCUCCGUCCUGUAGUCUUCGGGAAUAAUGCUGGAGAAGGACACGUCGAACAAGUCAGCAGAGCGUGGGUCAAAGUAUCGAAAGUUUUCUGCAAAUGGAGGCAUGAAGUUGGUGGACGCGGGAAUCCCAGGAUCACUACAUUCCUCGUGAUGCUGAUGACGAAGGAUUUCGUGCAUUUGCGCUGA